Messenger RNA from Anopheles stephensi (Asian malaria mosquito), 3201 nucleotides. Its product is annotated as probable ATP-dependent RNA helicase DHX35. The transcript has 4 exons. Gene Ontology annotation, molecular function: ATP hydrolysis activity; RNA binding. Bases 1090 to 3153 code for a protein of 687 amino acids. NCBI's taxonomy places the organism in Eukaryota, Metazoa, Arthropoda, Insecta, Diptera, Culicidae. The record is from RefSeq and is a predicted model, not a curated record. Gene Ontology annotation, cellular component: catalytic step 2 spliceosome; intracellular anatomical structure.
GCGUUUUUUGGUUAGUUCGUGCCUGGUACGCUUGCAAAUUCCGUGUGAUAUCUGGUUUUCGGAUAAAAAAUCCGAUUCUGCUUCACGUUAAGAUAAGCUUAGCCGUUUCUGAACACCCCGUCACUUUAACGUUUGUGCUCGUUUUGUGCAGAGUGAGUGAAAGUGCCGUUUCAACAGAGCAUCUUUGCGAAAUGUACACACAACACGAUGCCUACCCCAACGCCAUCAGGUGUGUUUUGAAGUGGCAGUGAAGCAGAUCGACCCCACACGGACGCACAAGGAAAGCCGCCCGCAAACGAAGCACCAGCUGCAGCAGUCCAGCAAAUGUUGGUGGUUCAAGCGUGAAAACCGUUUACCCCUUAGCCAGUUAAGCAAACGGCUGGAGCGUAGUGGAAUGAAGAUUUGCUAACGCGAAAACAACAAUUUCGCAAACGCAAUCGGAGUGUACAACAAAGUGAACAACGAACGUUCUUCAACGUAGCUCCUGCCACACACGCGAGUGUGUGUAUGCGUAUCGGCAAGAACGAACCGUGAGUCCAAAGGCACACUUUCCUUGAACCGUACGCAAAAAGCAAACGGGUGCGAACGAAUCGAAUCGCGAAGAAAAUCCCGCUGACCUACAAACGGAAAACAACAGUAGGUCUUGUGGAGCUGCUGCUUGUUGACCGGUUCGGUUUCACCUUCAGCAGCGCUGCUAGUGAACGACGUUGCUCCUGCACAGAAUUCUGAGUUGUUGUGAGCAAAGUGCAAUUCGUUUUUUCGUACUAUUUCAAGCUACAACCCGUACGAACCGCGAACGUAGCUGUCGCGUGACAUCAUCGAUAGUGAUUCGACGCGAAAAUAAACAUUCGCUCACCCCACAAACCCCAAGGUUAAAAGUGUGUCCAGUUGAUAGAUUUGUCUGCUGCAAAGGUACUACAAUGGGUCAACGCUAAAUUUCUGGCGGACAGUGAAAAAGGAACCGCUUCUUAGUACUUUACAGUAGCCAUCAUCGCGAAACCAUCAACAACCGAUUCUUCAAAGCCUACUGAGCGCUCUACAUCUGUACAAGUGAAAAGCAAAAGCACAGCUCGCAUCUCUCGGUGGAUUAUGAGUGCGAGUCGAUUUCCAAAGUUCCUCAAACCGGAUGACGAAUCGUUUGCAUCGGAACGCGACGCGGCACCAGCGGAUGAUCACGUAACGUCGUUCGUCUUCAACGCCCACCAGUCGCUUAAUCUUGCAGCGCAGCGCGAACGUCUGCCGAUACGCCAGUACCGUGACCAGAUUCUGUACUGUCUCGAGCACUAUCAAACGCUCGUGCUGGUCGGCGAAACCGGAUCCGGCAAAAGCACACAAGUACCGCAGUACCUGUACGAGUUCGGAUGGCAUACGAAGGGAUUGAUCGGCAUUACCGAACCCCGCCGCAUAUCGGCCAUCACGCUCGCGGACCGUGUCGCGACCGAGCGGGGCGAACUGUGUGGCGAAACGGUCGGCGUCUCGAUUCGCUUCAUCUCCAAGUGUGAUCCCGAGCAGACGAAAAUCAAAUACAUGACCGAGGGCAUACUGUUGCGCGAAAUGUUGGCCGAUCCGCUGCUCACGCAGUACGCCGUCAUCAUGGUGGAUGAAGCGCACGAACGCAACACGCUAACCGAUACCGCGCUGGGACUGUUGAAAAAGAUUGCCCGCAAGCGUACGAAUCUGAAGAUCAUCAUCUCUUCGGCCACCGUUGAUGCGGAAUUGUUUCGAGAUUUCUUUAACCUGAAACCGAAAAAGGAUGGCAAAGAUACGGCCAUCAUACUGACGGUGGAGGGUCGCAUGUAUCCGCAGGACAUUUUUUAUCUCCAGGAACCGUGUCCGGAUUAUGUGAAGGAAACGGUUAACACGGUGAUGAAGAUACAUCGUACCGAGCCGAAGGGUGAUGUGUUGGCGUUUCUUACCGGGCAGGAGGAGGUACUGAGGGCGGUGGAACUGCUGAAGGAGCAUCAGGAGAUGGGUGGCAAGGAGGACAUGCAGAUUCUGCCGAUGUACGGUACGCUGCCGAAUGCGGACCAGCUGAAGGUGUUCUUUACCGCUCCGAAGGGCGUCCGGAAGGUAGUGCUGGCGACGAACAUUGCAGAGACGUCCGUUACCAUCCCGGGAAUCGUUUAUGUAAUCGAUUGUGGAUUCGUCAAGCUGAAAUGGUACUCGGCGGACAGCACCACGGACAGCCUGGUAGUAGUCCCGGUAAGCAAAGCGGCCGCCGAGCAGCGUGCUGGACGAGCCGGACGUAUCCGCAGUGGCAAAGUCUACCGCCUGUACACCGAGGACGCGUGGGAAAAGCUUCCGGAACACACACCACCUGAAAUGAGAAGGUCCGACCUGUGCAGCACGGUCCUCUUCCUGAAAGCACUCGGUAUAGACAACAUCCUGCGCUUUACCUUUCCUUCUGCACCACCGGCAAAGAAUCUGCUCGCCUGCCUGGAAACACUCUACGCACUGGAAGCGCUCGACGCGGACGGCUCGCUUACUUCGCCGGUGGGAUACUUUCUCGCCGAAAUGUCCAUACCACCGAUGAUGGCCAAGAUGCUGUUUAAGGCGGGCGAGAUGGGCUGCUCGGAGGAGAUUCUCAUCAUCAUCGCCAUGCUGCAGGUGCAGUCCGUAUUUUCCAAACCGGGCGGUGGACAGGCCGCCAUAAGAGCGCGCAUAGCCAAGCGUAACUUCGAAGUGGCCGAAGGUGAUCUGAUAACGCUGCUGAACGUGUACUGCGCCUUUGUGGAGGCUGGUCGAACGAAAGAAUUUUGUGGCCGUAACUUUCUCAUCUAUCGCAAUCUGAAGCGGGCGCACGAAAUUAAAACUCAGCUGGCGGGGAUGUUGGAGCGCGAGCUGAAUGUGCCUCUUCUCUCGUGCCAUGGAAAUGUGGAAACUAUAUGCCGGUGUGUGGUGGCUGGAUUUUUCCCGUACGCUGCUUACCUACAUCAUUCGGGCGUUUACCGGACGGUUCGGGGUAAUACCGAGCUAAGCAUCCAUCCACUGUCCGCACUGUACACGGAGCAGCAACCGCAGUGGGUCGUCUUCUGCGAGCUGAUACACACGACAAAGCUGUUCAUGAAAGAUUUGACCGUAAUCCAGCAACAGUGGCUCACGGAAAUAGCGCCGCACUACUACCACAAGGUGACCGUACGCGAUCACAAUUAAAAAAUAGGCUAAAAAUCUUAGAAUAGAUUGCAUUUCCAACAAACUUUA